CCGGUAAGACAGGGUAAAAUUUGCUGAAGUCAACUUAUCGAUCAUUUGUCUCCUACUCUGUGCAUAAUUUAAAGGAUUUAAAGGAUAAACCCUUGGGUGCGAGGAGAUAAGCAUAGAUCAAAACUAGAAUCAGUAACAGUAACAGUACAUAGAAAUGCUGAAGGGAAAUGAAAAUGAGGGACUCUCAACCUCGCACUUUAUACAUCGUAAUCAAUCACUUCAGUACGCACCUUUCGUUGAUAAUACAAACUGGAAACCUGCAGAGUCACAAUUAUCAGCCCCCUCAACUUCUUCCAGUAUCUUGAGUUAUUGCGAGGAAAUUCCAUUCCUCGGUGACACUUCAAGGUUGUUCAAUAUCCCGGAUGAGAAGGACUGGCCAUGGGUCCCAAUUUACCAGAGGAAAAUACUACCUCUAGCUUUGCAGGGGUCAUAUCCGGAUCACGACAAAGGUCACUCUGCUGCUGGUACAACAAACAGAUCUAUUUCCGCACAACAACUCGCAAAUCAUCAACAAGGUCCGGAAAAGACGUUCACAUGUAAAAUGUGUCAUCGCCCCUUCAAGGACGCGAAGAGUGCCUACUUUCAUACGCACACCCACCUCAACUGGGACGAAUUAGAACGGAAAUCAAUUUUCCACGCAAAGUGCGAACAUUGCGACAAAAUAUUUUUAAAUCGGAAAAACUUGCAACGACACAUUAACGCUCACGAAGGUCGGAAAUAUCAUUCUUGCUCAAUUUGUGGGAAACCGUUCAGUACCGCGGACAGCGCGUUGGGUCACACGUUCUUCCACAUGAACAAAGAAGAGUUGGCGAAGGCGAGAGAGACUUGGCGACACGGUUGCUUCAUCUGCAACAAGCGAUUCAGAACGUCGCCUCUCCUCCGGCGUCAUGCCCGUUCACACGCUGAAGAGACGUACUUCCUCGACAAAGGACAGUUUGACCUAAACUACCUCCAAGGAGCAAAUCUCGAACCGGUCAAAUACUUAGAGGAGUCUUUCUCACACAUCAAUUACUUGACCACCCAUGCCAAGAUUAUCCAAAAGGUCAAAGCUGUCACCUGUGCCAAGUGUGGCAAGAAGUUCAAUUCAAACAGUGCCAUGGUUCUGCAUCUGAACGGUGUCCAUUUAAAAUUGCGUCAUCCGUGCCCCCAAUGCGGAAAAAGCUUCACUCAAAAGGGAAAUCUGGGGUCACAUUUGAAGAGAUUUCAUCCCAUGGAGCGAUUUGAAAAUAUUCAAUUCUAAUUCUUCCUGAUUCCCAAUUCAAAUUGAUUUCAUGCCAAUUCGCAAGUAUAAAUACAUGCAAAUGUAUGGUUAAGUUAAUAGUACAUAGAUACUCUUAAUUGUUACAUAGAACUAUAUAGUUAAAUGUAGCAAUCUAAUGUAACCUACAUAGAUUUAUAGUAAAUCUAGUUUGUUUUAUAAAAAUUGCGAUUAAAAAAUUGCAGUUUACUAAUUAAAGAAAACCUUGAGGCUGUAUAUGCAAUGCAUAUUAUGCACGCUGUGAUUUGUUAUUUCAAUUAGUUUUAGUUAAGAUCGCAUAGUAUUUAUGUACCGUGAACAUCAUGUUAAAUAAAGGGUUUUAUUUAAUUCCCAAAACAAUGAUUUAAAAAAAUACUCCUGAA
Molecule: messenger RNA, 1620 nt
Organism: Folsomia candida
Lineage: Eukaryota; Metazoa; Arthropoda; Collembola; Entomobryomorpha; Isotomidae
Product: zinc finger protein 320
Exons: 3
Coding region: 155-1240 (361 amino acids)
Source: RefSeq, a predicted model, not a curated record